Molecule: messenger RNA, 2067 nt
Organism: Tupaia belangeri chinensis (Chinese tree shrew)
Lineage: Eukaryota; Metazoa; Chordata; Mammalia; Scandentia; Tupaiidae
Gene: ADAM32
Product: ADAM metallopeptidase domain 32
Exons: 19
Biological process (GO): proteolysis; male gonad development; binding of sperm to zona pellucida
Cellular component (GO): plasma membrane
Molecular function (GO): metalloendopeptidase activity
Source: RefSeq, a predicted model, not a curated record
CUGCUGCUGCGCCUCGCCGGGCUCGCCGGCUUGCUAGCGGCAAGACCUGGUUAUGAAAAUUCAUUCCUACAAAUCAUUAUUCCAGAGAAAAUCCAAGAAAGUUCAAGUGAUAAUUUAGAAGUAAAACAUGAACAGAUAUCCUAUAAAAUUCAAAUAGAUGAGACACCAUAUACUGUGCACCUUAAGCAAAGAUAUUUUUUAGCAAAUAAUUUUAUAGUUUAUUUGUAUAAUCAAGGAUCUGUGAAUUCUCACUCUUCAGAUAUCCAGUCUCAAUGCUACUAUCAAGGAUAUGUCGAAGGAUAUCCUAAUUCUGUUGUCACGCUCAGCACGUGCUCUGGACUGAGAGGAAUACUUCAAUUUGAAAAUGUUUCUUAUGGAAUUGAGCCUCUGGAAUCUGCAAUUGAAUUUAAGCAUCUUGUUUAUAAAUUAGGGAAUGAAAAGAAUGUAUUUGAAAAUUUUGACAGAAGCAUAGAAGAGCACCCAAUGGACUCUACCAUUUUUAUAAAUACAAAACCAGAAUCAGUUGUUCCAGAAUUAUUUCCUCUUUAUCUAGAAAUACAUAUUGUGGUGGACAAAACUUUGUAUGAUUACUUGGGCUCCGAUAGCGUGAUAGUAAUGAAUAGAGUCAUUGAAAUUAUUGGCCUUAUAAAUUCCAUGUUUACCCAACUUAAAGUUACUGUCGUGCUGUCAUCAUUGGAGUUGUGGUCAGAUUACAAUAAGAUCCCGACAGCUGGUGAGGCAGAUGAUUUAUUGCAUAGAUUCUUAGAAUGGAAACAGACUUACCUUACCCUCAGGCCUCAUGAUGUUGCAUAUCUGUUAAUUUAUAGGGAUUAUCCAGAUUAUGUGGGAGCGACAGUCCCUGGAAAGAUGUGUAUUGACCGCUAUUCUGCAGGAAUUGCCUUGUAUUACAAGGAGCUAACUUUGGAAGCCUUCGCAGUGAUUAUCACCCAGAUGCUGGGACUCAGCCUGGGCAUGUCGUAUGAUGACCCACGAAGCUGUCACUGCUCAGAGGUUGUCUGCAUAAUGCAUCCGGAAGCCAUGCAAUCCAGUGGUGUGAAGACUUUUAGCAAUUGCAGUGUGAGUGACUUUGAACGUUUCAUUUCAAAUACGGGUGCCAGCUGUCUGCGGAAUAAGCCUCAAAUGCAAAUGAAAGCAGCAACCUGUGGCAACCACGUCGUGGAGGACCAAGAAACCUGCGACUGUGGUACUGAGGCUGAAUGUGGACCAAACAGCUGUUGUAACUUCCAGACGUGUACACUGAAGACUGGGGUCCAGUGCAGUGAGGGGCUGUGCUGCAAGGACUGCCAGUAUGCAAGUGCAAACACUGAAUGUAGGCCCAAAGCACAUCCCGAAUGUGAUAUCGCUGAGGUUUGUAAUGGAAGCUCAGCAGAAUGUCCUCCAGAUGUAACUAUAAUCAACGGACGCACCUGCCAAAAUGACAAGUAUUUUUGUUAUGAUGGAGACUGCCACGAUCUUGAUAGGCGUUGUGAAAGCAUUUAUGGAAAAGGUUCAAAAAAUGCUCCAUUUGCCUGCUAUGAAGAAAUACAAAGUCAAACAGACAGGUUUGGGAACUGCAGGGAUAAAAAUAACAGAAAAGUAUUCUGUGGAUGGAGGAAUCUUAUAUGUGGAAAAUUAAUUUGUACCUACCCUCAUCGAACUCCUUUCCAGCAAGAAAAUGGUGCUGUAAUUUAUGCUUAUGUGCGGGAUCAUGUAUGCAUAUCUGUAGACUACGGAUUGAAGGACACAGACCCAGACCCAAUGAUAGUCAAAAGUGGUGCUCACUGUGAUACUGGGAGGAUUUGUAUAGACAGUGUAUGUGUAGAGUCAAGAUUCCUUCAAUAUGCAGCACACAAUUGUGGACUAGCAUGUUCUGGACAUGGAGUGUGCACUUCGAAACACACAUGCCAGUGUUCUGAGGGCUACUUGCCUCCAAACUGCAGGGACCGCGCCAGAGGAGAAGCUGUGCCAUUGGUUAAGGGAAAGGGCAAAAUAUUUUUCACAGUCCGUGUGAUCUCAGUUCUGAAAACAUUUUCCCUGUAUGUAGAAGUGCUGCCACGUUUCCGUUAG